AUGUCUCGGCAUGGCGAUGAGGUCGAUCUGCCCACGGUCACCGACCUGUACAACCGAGGUGACCUGGAGCCCAGCGACAAGCCCCGCAAACCAUAUUCCGAGUCUAUCAACGCCCGCGUCUCCCUCAUUGAAGGUGACAUCACAGCUCUGCCGGUCGAUGCCAUUGUCAACGCCGCCAACUCAAGUCUACUGGGCGGAGGUGGCGUCGACGGAGCGAUCCAUGCCGCCGCAGGUCCUCGCCUGCUCGCCGAGUGCAAAACCCUGCAAGGUUGCCAGCCGGGCGAGGCAAAAAUCACAAAGGGCUACGAGCUACCAGCGGCGCACGUCAUUCACACAGUCGGGCCUGUGUAUUUCAGGACGUCCACUUUCCAGGCGAAACAGACGCUAGAGAGUUGCUACGAGGAAUGUCUGCGGGUAGCGGUGAAUAACGGCGUCAGGACUCUUGCUUUUUGUGCCAUUAGCACGGGCGUAUAUGGCUAUCCUCAGGACGAUGCUGCGCAAGUUGCUUGCGAGCAGGUUCGGAAGUUCAUCGAGACGGAGGAUGGUCAGCAAUUGGAUAGUGUCAUCUUCACGACAUUUACUACACCAGACGUCGAGGCUUACGACAAGGCGGUGCCUCAAUUCUUCCCUCCGGCAUAA
Molecule: messenger RNA, 639 nt
Organism: Emericellopsis cladophorae
Lineage: Eukaryota; Fungi; Ascomycota; Sordariomycetes; Hypocreales; Bionectriaceae
Product: Macro domain-containing protein
Exons: 1
Coding region: 1-639 (212 amino acids)
Source: RefSeq, a predicted model, not a curated record